AUGACACAGCUUCUUUUAUCUACGUAUAAGUGGCUACUGAAAUAUUCAUUGCUAAUUUGCAUGCUUGGUCAUUCGUGGGCGUUAGACAAUUGGGAACACCUUGAGAACUUUUUACCAUUACUUUUUGUAUCUAUUUCUACUGUUUUAUUUGAAGAUUCCUUUCUCUCCCGUUUUCAUAUUUAUAUUUGCUUUCCUCUUUUAACUAAUCAUAUCUUCUUUCAAAUUUUUCUCUCAUUUUUCCGGUCACGUAUGCAUUUAACAUUUAAGCUGGAUUAUUUUCGUAACAGCAAGUCGAUGCUCGGUGCCCAACACCUACGCAAACUGUUCACUGGUGUGAAGUUUGUGAGGUCGAGCGCGCAAGUUCCCGCUGGUAAACGAAAUGAGGAAAUUUCUUGGGGCGAUGUUUCGCUUGACUAUGUAUUAAGUGCCCCACCGCCACGUCAGAUAUCUCUCCCUUUGAGCCUAUCUGAAAUUUUCCUAUCUAUGUAUCGAUUAAAGACACGCACACAUAAACGUGUUCUCUUUUCCCCGCCCACAUCUCUCUCUUACACACAUACACACAAUAUACACUCUCUAUCUUUUUUUUCUGUCUAUCUUUCUAUCCUAAUCACAAUCUCUCUCUUUCUCUCUCUCUCUCUCUCUUUCUCUCUCUCUCUCUCCCUGAUUAUGGGCAUAUCAUUUAAAACAGCGGCUCUCAUAUCUAUCUGCUUCAGCCACAUUUCUUUCUUUUUUAUCGCACUUCCUAUCUUUUCUCUCUCCCGCUCGGCCUUCUCCUCCUCUCUCACCUUCUCUAUUUCUCUUUCUCACUCUCUCUGGACCGUCUCUCUCUCUCGCUGGACCGUCUCUCUCUCUCGCUGGACCGUCUCUCUUUUUCUCUCUCUCUUUCUCUCUCUGGGCCUCUAA
Molecule: messenger RNA, 903 nt
Organism: Acanthosepion pharaonis
Lineage: Eukaryota; Metazoa; Mollusca; Cephalopoda; Sepiida; Sepiidae
Source: the annotation of a GenBank genome assembly